CGUUCAUUUGCUGUCGAACAGCGGCCGUGGCAAGUACAGCAAAAUAAUAGCAGGCGGAGCGUUUUGAAUCCACACAGCGCUCGCGCCGCCCUCGAACACGUUGCCUUACGCCGCCCCCCUCGCUCUGCACCGCAAUCGCUCGACGCCUCGCGCCUUCACACACGUCGCGUAAUCGUAAUCGUAACCGUAACGUAAGCGCAUUACAAAACAACGUCAACGUAACAAGCGCGCCUACUGUUUUUUGCGCGCGCCUCUCUCUGUGUUAGUGAGUGUGUGUGUGUAUGAAUGUGUUUAUGCGUAAAAGCAGCAUACAAAUUUUUCAAUUAGUUUCGGCAUAAAGUUGGCAAACUGGAGAUAUAGAAACGUCAUUAUUCUGCCCCCCGCCGCCGCCCCUCGCGCGCGCCAAAUGUGUAAAACCCGUCUGUGGGUUACGUAAAGCCGAGAGUCGUUCAGUUCUUACAAAACACAGAGCAAAAAAGAAAACCAACCAACAAAAAAAAAUAACGAAGGCAAAAGCAAAAGUUUCGCGCACGCCCCAAAAAAAUAUAAAAUAUAAAAAGCGGGCACAUCACAAUAAAAAAAAAAAAAUAAUUAUAAAUCGAGCAAAAGAAUUUUGCAGUGUCUCGCGUGUGGCAAUAAAUUUUGACACAAAAGAAUUUAUUGUGUGUGUGUUUUUUGCUACGCUCCGCUUCUUAGACAGGAGGCGCGGUCGUGUUGUACAACUACACAACAAGAAGAAGAAGCAUCAGCAGCAACAGCAGCUGAGAGUGCGACAGCUGCUCAACCCACAACAACAACAACAACAAAGAGAGUAACAACUAACUACUCCAAGAAAUAAGAAAUUAUAAAAAAAGUAAAAUACAUGUGUUUAUAAAUAAAGUGCUUAAAAGGUCCCGAGUGCAGUGUUUAAUUGAGCGGACCAGAGCAGAGCAGAGCUUAAGCUUAAUGUGAAGUGCAUGCAAAUACACGAAAAGAAAUCAAAUACAAAGCAAAUACAAAAAUACAGAUAUAAAUUCAAAUUCAAAUACAAAGUUAUAAAUAUAAAUAUUAUAGCAUAAACAAAUCAAAGCAGCGAGAGAGACUCCGAGGCAAAUUACUGGCGACGCUUCGUCGUCGUCGUGUCGCAUACGUGACCACGGCCAGCUACACAGCAACAGCAGCAACAACGACGUUAGAAGAACAAGAGCAACAGCUGUCGCCAUGCCGCUCUCUCAGGGCUGUUACAUGAAGCCCUCGGUGGCCACCAAGCGUGCUCUCAAAGCGUUGCGCAAGGAGAACCAACAACAAAUGCAACUGCAACUGCAACAACAACAGCAACAACAACAUCAGCAGCAGCAACAACAACAACAGCAACUGCAUCAAGGCAACGCUGCAACACGCAGCUCAACACACACGUUGCAUGCGCUGCUGCAAAGUCUCAGCAACAAUCAGCUAGAGCUGUCGUUGUUGCUGGGCGAAUCGUUUGUCCGCUACGGAAAUUUACCGCAAGCCUUCGAUGCGUACGAAAUGAUUGCGAGUCGCCAGCCAGAUGGACAUGUCCCGCUCGACAAGUUGGCAGCCCUUGCCAGCGCAUUGACAGCCCUCGUGCGGCAGUUCGGCAUUGGCAGGCCCACAACGCCCACAACGACCAUGCCCACCACCACCUCGACGCGCUACCAACAACACUCUGCGAAGCAACAACAUAUGGACGAUUGGCCGAUGGGUUUGGAUUUGUCCGCCGAUGUGGCAUCCGAUCUCCUCGAGUUGCAUGCCCCAACGCGAGAACUAUGCGUCCCCAGUCCAACGGACAGCGAUGAUUACGAUCCGUUGCUGUGUCCGUUGUGUAGGGAUAUGUUGCGUGGUCCUGUCACCACGAAUUGUGGUCACACUUUUUGCGGCCAGUGUUGUGAAACGAUCACGCAGUGCAACAUCUGCUUGGUGAAGUUUCCCCGCAGCGCCGAACGCAUGCCUCAAGCAGCUGUGGCACUGACCAGCACCAGCAGCUCCAGUCCGGCCACAACGCCAACGUCCAGCAUCGGAGUCAACAGCAACAACUACAAUAACAACAACUACAACACCAUUGCGUCAGCUUUGAGUCCGCAAAGCACUUUUCCCUUUGAACUCGGACCGAGGUUUGCAUUGAAUGCGGCACCCACCACGGUGACCACCACAACGGUGGCAUCCACCACAGCCACGGCAACCACAACGAUGGCCUCGACUAGUUCGGCAUCCGCUUUAGCGGGCGGCUAUGCGCUGGGCGUGUCUACGGCCAUGAAAUUCAUGCCCGAUGUGCUUGUCAGACGCUUGGUAGAGAAGUGGUGGGGACCGGAGUUGCUGGCCAAGAAGAUCAUCGAACGCGCCGCCAGUUGCAUGCAUCUCAACAGGCUUGAUGAUGCGCUCAAGUUCUGCAACGCCAGCCUGGAGAAAGCGCCGAGCAACUUUAAGAGUCUCUGUCUACGCGCCGAAGUUCUGCUCAAACUCAGUCAUUUCCAAAGCUCGCUGGCGGACAUUGAGAAUGCGCUGAAGACGCGCUGCACAUCGCCCAAGGCACACUAUCUGAAAGCUUUGGCGCUCAGCGGUCUAGGGAGAUUGGAGGAGGCGUUGUUCAACGGCUUCCUCGCCAUUUGCCUGGACAAGAACACAAAUCUCAGCAACUCGGAAAUAUUUCAACAUGAUCUCGCCAAGAUUCUGCAACGUCUUUUGGCACAAACGCCCAAAAGUCGUGGGGCGAUCGAAUCGCUGGCGCCAUCUAUGGGCCAGCAGCAUCGCAGCUAUGCGGCUGCCAAGGCGCCUUACGUGCUGCUCUGGGAGCAGACGCGUCGUCGUAGGAAACAGCCGCAUCAUCAUCUGCAUCGCAGUCUCCAUCAUCAUCAUCGUCAUCAUCAUAUGCAUUUCGAUGAUGUAGAGGAUGAAUUUGGUUUGGGCUGUGAUCAGCACUAUGACAACUACAUCAUGGCCGAUGAGGAGGACGAAGAGGAGGUGGAUGAGGACUCCUCUCAUCUCGAUAUGGAUGGGGAUUUCCUCUUUCCCAGUGCUCUCGACUACAUCGAUCAGCACAAUGUCUACGAGCAGCUGCACAGCGCCAAACAAUUCGAGUUGCAGGCGAGGCGCCACACCAACCGCAAACCUUGCCGCAGAAAAUGGCCCACGUUGCAGGCAUCGCAGUCGAGCCUCGACUCUGCCGCCUUCGAGAGUCGCCGUUGCAGUCGCCUGCUCAGCGGAGUUCUGGAGCGCACACAGCACGAGCUGCAGCGCCUGAGAAAGCUCGAUGAAUCGGGUCAGCAUCAGGUGACAGCUGUGUCGGGUCAACUGAUCGAUGCCAGCGACUUUGACUGCGUGCUGUGCUGCAGGACGCUGUGGAAGCCGGUGGUGACGCCCUGUGGACACACCUACUGUCUGGUAUGCUUGGAUCGUUGCAUGGAUUACAACUCCUCGUGUCCAUUGUGCAUGUCGCCACUUGUGGAACUCAAUGUCAACACCAACCAGAACAACAACAACAACACGAAUACCAUCAAUAACAACAACAUGAGCAACAACAACCAGAACAACAACAACCAGAACACGCAUAGCAAUAGCAAUCUGUAUCAGGGCUCAUCAUCAGCAUCCUCGCCAGUAUCCUUUGCGCUGGCCAAGCGGCCAGUGACGAUCACGAAAUUCAUAGAAGCCGCAAUGAAACGAUUCAUUCCAGACCACUACGAGGCGCGCUUCCGUCAGGAGAUCGAUCUGGAGCCAUCGGUGCCCGUGUUCAUUUGCACCGCAGCCUUCCCCUCGGUGCCCUGUCCCCUCAUCGUCUGUGAUCCUCGCUAUCGCUUGAUGGUCCGUCGUGCCCUCGAAUCGGGCGACAAAACCUUCGGCAUCGUUCAGCCGAAUGGCGGCAAAUCGCGUUACUACGACAUCGGCACAAUUCUGGACAUCAGGGAUUGUGUUCUACUCGGCGAUGGUUGCUCCAUCCUCAGCACAAUUGGUUGCAAGCGCUUUAAGAUCUUAGCUCGCAGUGAAAAAGAUGGAUAUGAGACUGCCAAAGUGGAGUAUAUCUGCGAUGAGCCCAUCGAGCACGAUCAAGUCAAGUCGCUGGCCACAAUGCAAGCUCUGGUUUUAGCCAAAGCAACGGGUUGGUUCGACAGUCUCAGCUCGGCGCAGAAGCAUGAGAUACUCCAGAGCUAUGGCAAGAUGCCGCCGCUCGAGCACAGCUGGGAGUUGACCACAGAUGGACCGGCUUGGGCCUGGUGGAUCAUCGCUUUGCUGCCGCUCUCACAGCAGCUGAAGGUUGACAUUCUGGCCACCACUUCGCUGAGGAAGCGUCUGCGUGCGAUCGAGAAGAUGCUCGACUGGCUGCGCCAGCCACAGCAUGUGCACCAACAGCAUCAUCAGCAGUUGCAGUCACCGCAGACGCAGUCACAGCAGACGCACGAUCUCAGCCUGGACUGUGAGGAGCAAGAAGCAGUUGACGAGGAUCAAGCGGCCAAUGAUGAAUGUUGUCUCUAUGCCGAGCCGCAUACCGAUGAGGAGUUGCUAGUCUAGUUUACUUCCUUCGCCGAAAACUCUUAGUUGAAUGUCAAACAUUUCUCUCAGAUCAAGCAAAGUAAAGCAAAAAGUAAAGAAGUAAAGAAGUAAUGUAAAAAUUCUGUGUCUAAGCCAUUUGUAUUACACGUUACACGUUAUCCUAGGGGCCAAAACGAAAGAUAUAUAAACAAACAAAAACAAAAAAGAAACUUAGCAGAACCAAAUUAUCAGUAGUUGAAAACUGUAAACUGUAAACUUAGAACUGUAACUGUAACUCUAAAACUGUAAACUGUAAACUAUAAACUGUAAACUAAAUGUGUGUAAAGUUGAAAAGUUGAUCGAUGUGUAGAGAGUUUUACAACAAAUAGAAGAUCUAUAUAUAUAGAUAUAGAUAUUUGUAUAUGUACUGCAUAAUUCACAUACAAUCAAAAAACUGUCCCUAAAUAGAAGAGAAGACCCCAAAGAAAGUUCUUGUUUAACAUCAAAACUACAAUCCACAUUCCACAAAACAUCAAAGAAAGAAAGAAAAGAAAAG
Drosophila nasuta is the source of this 5017-nucleotide messenger RNA. RefSeq lists its product as uncharacterized. Lineage: Eukaryota; Metazoa; Arthropoda; Insecta; Diptera; Drosophilidae. The coding region runs from base 1201 to 4500 and encodes 1099 amino acids. Gene Ontology annotation, molecular function: protein binding; ubiquitin protein ligase activity; metal ion binding. The transcript is spliced from 7 exons. The record is from RefSeq and is a predicted model, not a curated record.